AUGAUACAAAAAAGAAAAACAGGCCAGGAAAGAGCACAGAGUGGAAGGAGAAUAGAGGACAGACAGAGGCCAAGGCAGCCACAACCUACCUCCUUCACCUUUGACAGAUACAUCAAACAGGCCUCCUACAACACGGGGGCAAUGAGUCUUGGGGCCAUCUGCUGCAGGGCAACAAUUCGGCACUUCAACCUGGAGGUCUUCCUCCGCCCACUGCUCUGGGCAGUGCUCUGCGGCACCUUCCUUCAUCCCUUCAAACACUCCCUGACUGGACUUGUCCGCUCAUGGCUCAGUGGUCUGCAGGAGAGCGGGACACCAAUCGUGGUGGGGACUCUCUUGGUCCCGGUGUGCUGCGUGAACUAUGGGGUGGAGACAAUGGGCUGGCUGCUGAUGAGGAGGCUCACACUGCUGCUGGUGAUAGGAACUGGGAUUCCUCUGGUUUACUCCCUGUAUAUCAUCUGUAGCACUAUAGGCAUGCAGUUGAUCAUGGGCCAUGUGUGCGGGAUCAUUGGGACUGUGCUGGAACAUUUUCACGUCCUGUGGGUGUCCAGUGUGGUUUUGGGCUACAUGUUUGCGGUCUGUUUCAAGUGGACUCCACAAACACAGCGCUACCUGAAGACUCUGGCACUUCCUGUCUGGACCAUUCUGCUCUUCUACCUCGUGUCACUAACGGGUUCCUGGAGAGUGCCCAUAUUUGUGAUUGUUGUCAUUCUCCGCAUCAUGAGCUCCAGACCGUCUGUUCCUGGCAAAGGUUGUCUUUUGGCACAGGCAUUGACAUUUGCUGCUAAGACAAUCUCUGCUGCGUUCUUCUGUAGCAGUUACCGUGAGGUGAAUACUGAGCCCAGUCAAAGUUCUAACACAGGUCAAUCUGGACCAGAAUCAUCCAACUUCAGUUCCCAUCAGAACCCGUGCCCUGGUGGCCCCCGCAGAGCCAGUAAUGUCUACUUCAUUCUUCUGUUCUGGGCCAUAGUCCUGGUCCAGGUGUGGCUCAACCUCUGGAUCCUGAAAUUGCUGCCCAUCCCCCUGACAGUGUGGUUGGUGAAGAAGGUAGUGGUCCACUGUGCUCUGAAGAGCUUUGCUGACCACACUGUGAAUCCAGGGUGGACUUUGCUGGAGAACUUCGGAUGUGAGCAGAAGGAGGCUCUGCUGCCUCAACAAAUCAAAGACCUUGUUCAGAUCCUGCUUUGUAUCGACUCCAAGAUAAUCGUGGUUCUGGAGCAAGCUCUGGAUAAAAUCAUCAGCAUCUUCAUCAUCAUCAUUCUUGUCACAGGGACCAUGGUCAUGGUGCUACAGCUGACUACCAUGUUCCAUCAUGAAAGUGUUCAGAUCAUCGAGGUCUCCAGAAACCUCAUCAAUGAGACAGUGUCUAAAUAUCCAGAAUGGGCAAAUUGGCUCCCAGAGGCCCGUGAGUUUCAGGAGGCUCUGAAUUCAGCUGUGACCAAUGUUUACCAGCAUGGGAGAGAAUGGAUCACACAGAAGCUUGGUAAGCUCUUGGGCCAAAAAGGAAACAACUUAGUCAUGAUAGAGGAACAUGUUCUGGGGAUAUGGGACCGUCUGUACCACUCCUGGUUUGUGAAGGACAUGGCCAAGUCUGGACAUUACUCUGGUCAUAGGAGGCCUCAUGGGCAUAAAAACUGGUUGACAGACAUCAUGCACUGGAAGGAUGUGGUCUCAUUUCUGCAGGAGAACAUAGAGACACUGCUGUCUAUCCUGGAAUCUCUCUGGGUUGUGAUGAGUAGGAAUGUUGGCCUGCUGAUGUCAACAACAACGACCCUGCUCACCAUCCUGUUCCACAGCGGCACAGCUCUGCUCAACUUUGCCCUGAGUUUGGUGAUUUUCCUCACCACUCUCUUCUACCUGCUGAGCGCCAAUGACGAUUAUUACAAACCAGUCAAAUGGGUGAUCAGUCUGACCCCUCUGUCCCAGCCUGGACCCUCCUGUAACAUCGUAGGCCAGUCUGUGGAGGAGGCCAUACGAGGAGUCUUUGAAGCCUCUCUGAAGAUGGCCGCCUUCUACGGCCUUUACACUUGGCUCACUCACACCAUCUUUGGCAUCAACAUCGUCUAUAUUCCUUCUGCUUUAGCAGCUACACUGGGUGCCGUGCCGUUCCUGGGAACGUACUGGGCUGCGGUACCAGCCGUGUGUGACCUGUGGUUGGCGCAAGGCGAAGGUGUCAAGGCUGUGCUGCUGCUGAUCUGUCACCUGCUGCCCACAUAUUUUGUGGACACAGCCAUUUACUCUGACAUCCCUGGUGGUGGACACCCAUAUCUAACUAGUCUGGCAGUGGCUGGAGGAGUGUACUAUCUGGGUCUGGAGGGCGCCAUCAUUGGGCCAAUCCUGCUCUGUAUCCUACUGGUGGCAGUGGACCACUACAGUGCCAUGUUAUUGAGCCCCAGCUAUGCAGUUGCAACACCAGUGCAGCCAACUUUGCCUGUCCACACCCUCAGGACGUUUACAGACUGCACACCAUCUGUCCUGAAGACCAACACUGAGUGAGAACCAGAGGCUGCGUCCCUGAUGAGAGCUGCCUUUUGGCUGAGUCCUCAGUGGAAGUGCUCCCCGUAAUGAAGCUCUUUCUAAAGCCGCAGCAGUCGACCCCGACCAAUCAGUGAUGACGGUGAAACGCCUGAUCACCCACGACGACGCCUGCUCCUCAGAACUGUUUCUGUCAGUUUGGCCUCAGUCUUCUCUCCCUGCUCCUAACACAGUGAACCCUGAUCCCAAACAAGGACCAAUGAUGACUUUGGCAUUUAAAAAUAGUGACUAUGACAGCAUAGAUUACA
Cynoglossus semilaevis (tongue sole) is the source of this 2780-nucleotide messenger RNA. Its product is annotated as transmembrane protein 245-like. NCBI's taxonomy places the organism in Eukaryota, Metazoa, Chordata, Actinopteri, Pleuronectiformes, Cynoglossidae. The record is from RefSeq and is a predicted model, not a curated record.